AUGCGAUCUAUACCUGGAUCAGUUAAACAAGCGCUUUGCUGGGGGGCUUCAUUGAGUGCCGUACCCGAACACAAUCUCUUCCUGAUUGCAUCUGACGAGAAUCGCUUCACCAAAACCAGUGGACCUGUGGCCAUUCGUUUGUCCGCGCACCCUACAGCCGCGUUCCCCCCUUCCCCAACUGUUAGGAACCAAUAUAACUACGGCAGAGUAGCAUCUUAG
Molecule: messenger RNA, 219 nt
Organism: Colletotrichum higginsianum IMI 349063
Lineage: Eukaryota; Fungi; Ascomycota; Sordariomycetes; Glomerellales; Glomerellaceae
Exons: 2
Coding region: 1-219 (72 amino acids)
Source: RefSeq, a predicted model, not a curated record